GGGGUAAAUGGCAGGUGUAAGUACCUUGUGUAGUGUAUGCCUAGCCUACUCUGCUGGGCUUGGCGUAAGUGGAACGGUGCACUCGACGGCGAAGGCAAUGGGAAAACGGUUCCAGAAACGGGGGCGGCGUUUUCAGCUGAGUCAUCCAAACCCCUGUCAAAAACGGCUCCCAUAGAUAAUCUUCCCCUCACUGGCUUAUCUAUGGGAGAGCGGACGGGAUCCCGAGUUUUCCAGAGGGUAUGGUCGUAUGUGAUAUUUCAAUGGGUUUCAUAUGCCUAUAAAAUCAGACGUUCGGAUGACAAAGCCUCGUCGUUGUUGAUGAGUUGACUCUGGUUCUGGCUGAUUUGGAGGUCAAGUGUAUGGAAUCAAAUGCUUGUUUUGUGAAUAGAGGUAUGCUUACGGCCUAAACUGCAUCUGGUACCCAACGUCAAUAGCGACCACCACUUUACGUCUGAUGAAACCGAAGGCAAGUAGCCAAGAAGUGGUAUAAACAUUAUCCAAAAAGGGGUAACGAUGAAG
This is a messenger RNA of Neurospora tetraspora, 519 nucleotides long. RefSeq lists its product as uncharacterized. The record is from RefSeq and is a predicted model, not a curated record. Lineage: Eukaryota; Fungi; Ascomycota; Sordariomycetes; Sordariales; Sordariaceae. The transcript has a single exon. The coding region runs from base 37 to 327 and encodes 96 amino acids.